UUGGGUUUAUGGUUGGAAAAAGAAUGCAAACUAGCAGCUUUGUUAUGCACUCUGAUGAAAGACCUGGUACCACAAGCUCACAGAAAAUGAUCGGAAAUUACAGGAGACAGCUUUCGCCAUUAUCAAAAUCCAAAUCAUCGAAGUCCAAGUUGCAAGAACUCGGAGUAAAGAAUAAAAAUAGAGGCAAAGGAAUGACUAUGCAAGGGGUUCGAAGUGAUCUACGAAUCCGCAGCGAAACUGGACCACGAAAACCAGAGGAUCUAAAGCCUAUAAGUGACCCAAAAUGUGUUUCACUAAGACCGAAAACUUUAUAAGCUGUUUAAGUUUUAUCCAGUUACCCAUUGGCGAUUUUCAACACACAUUUAAGAUAAGAGCAGCUAUCAAGAGUCAUAUUGAGCUUCAAACUGGAUUUACAAGACACCUAGCAUCGAUGUGGAAUAUUGUGUGUUGCACUGAUUGGCAUUGCUGCACGUGCACUUAUAAACUAAGUGUAAAGACGUAAAAGCAGUCUUAGAAACGCAUGACCUAGAACAAUGCCGAAAUAAAAGCAAACAGUAUCUACUGGAUGUAGGAUCAUGAGUCCUCAUAACUGUACAUUUAUAGCAAUAUCUUUUUCAGUAAUGUUGACUUUUUUCAAAAUCAUAAUCAAUGUUAGUAUCGA
This is a messenger RNA of Mytilus trossulus (common blue mussel), 661 nucleotides long. RefSeq lists its product as uncharacterized. The transcript is spliced from 4 exons. The coding region runs from base 9 to 314 and encodes 101 amino acids. Lineage: Eukaryota; Metazoa; Mollusca; Bivalvia; Mytilida; Mytilidae. The record is from RefSeq and is a predicted model, not a curated record.